CUCUCCCGCUCCAUCUCCACCGUCCACUGCCCAUCCACGCCCCGCCGCGCCCGCGCCCGCCCCCCGCAUGGCUUCCCACGCCGUCUCCCCCCUCAGCGGCGGCCUCCUCCGCCGCGGCGUCCCCCUCCACCACCGCCGCCGCCUCCUAGCCAUCGCCGCCGUCGCCCCGGAAGCGCCUGCGCCUACUCCCACGCCGUCCCAGCCGCCGCCAUCCCCGGCUUCGCCCCGCAAGGGCUACUUCCCGAAGCGCGGCGAGACCGUCGAGCUCACAUGCGAGGCGCUCGCCUUCAAGGGUAAGGGCGUAUGCAAGGUCGCCGGCUCUACCUUUGUCCUGCUCUGCGACGGCGCGCUCCCCGGCGAGCGCCUCCUCGCCCGCGUCCGCCGCCUCCGGCGCGGCGCCUUCGCGGAGGCCGCCAAGCUCAGGACCAUCGAGCCCCACCACGACGCCGUCGAGGCCCCGUGCCCCCUCGCCGCCGACUGUGGCGGCUGCAAGACCCAGUCCCUCGCGUACGCUGCGCAGAUCCACCACAAGCACCUUCAGGUCCGCGACUUGCUCGUAAACUUUGGCAAAUUCGAUCAGAAGUGCCUGGAGAGCUCGGAGCCAGAUGCUAUCCUUAAGCCCAUCGUGCCUUGCGAUGAGAUAUUUCGGUACAGGAACAAGAUGGAGUUCUCGUUCGGGACGAAGAGGUGGGUGCAAAAAGAGUUGAAGGAGAAGGAAGAUGAGGGAGAGAAGCAGGAAACGAGUGAGGCAGAUGGUUAUGCACUUGGAUUGCACGCACCAGGGUUCUUCGACAAGGUGCUGCAUGUGCAGAAAUGCUUUCUGCAGAGCGAGCCAGCAGACAAGGUUCUUGCAGUUGUUCAAGAAACCUGGAUGGAUCCUUCUCUUGGCCUUACACCCUAUGAUGUCCACAAGCAUGUUGGGUUUCUCAAGCAUCUUAUGAUAAGAACCGGAAGAAAUGUCAGUACUGGAGCUCCAGAAGUGAUGGUCAAUUUUGUGACAUCAUGUUAUAAACCAGAGCUACUGAUGCCUCUUGUUGACAAUAUCACAAAAAUACCUGAAGUGGUCAGUGUCAUAAAUAAUGUGAACACAUCUGUUGGCAAUACGUCUGUGGGUGAACAAGAAUAUACCUUGUAUGGGAAUCCAAACAUUACAGAGAUGUUGAGAGGACUUAUAUUCCAGAUAUCCGCCAACUCGUUUUUCCAGACUAAUACAAAACAGGCUGAUGUUCUCUACAAGCUUAUUGAAGAUUCUGCUGGGCUCAAAGGAGAUGGGUCUGAAAUUGUUCUUGACUUGUUUUGUGGAACUGGAACCAUUGGUUUGACCCUUGCCAGAAGGGCAAAGCAUGUAUACGGAUACGAAGUUGUUCCUGAAGCCAUUGCAGAUGCUCGAAAGAAUGCUAAGUUGAAUGGUAUCAGUAAUGCUACAUUUGUAAUGGGUGACCUCAAUAAAAUCAAUGAAACAUUCGGGAAGGAAUUUCCAAAGCCUGACAUAAUCAUCUCAGAUCCUAAUCGGCCAGGGAUGCACAUGAAGUUAAUCAAGUGGCUAUUAGAAGUUAAAGCCCCUCGAAUAGUUUACGUCUCAUGUAAUCCAGCUACUUGUGCACGGGAUUUGGACUACCUUUGUCACGGGGUGGAAGAAAAAGAUUUGAGAGGAUGCUACGAGCUGAAGAGUGUAAUACCUGUAGAUAUGUUUCCCCACACUCCUCAUAUCGAGUGUGUCUGCUUAUUGGAGCUGCGUUGAUUUUCAGUUUUGGUCAGCUAAACCCACUGGAAGUUUGUCUCGUGUCGCAGAGAGUGUUCAUACGUUCCGAUAGAGAGGGACUCAUUUGCUACGUACGGCAUGAAUAUCAUGGUGAUGUAUUUGAUAUACAUUUUCAAAUUUGGGUACAUUUCCAUGAUGCCCACGUGACUGAGGAGCCAGAUCUCUUAACUACUGUUUUUCCGGAGUAGCAGUUGGGAUAUUAACCACGUGUUUCACUUAAGCAAUUGGAAAGUUACCAGACAACUGAUCUGGCCCCACCUUGUGUUUUGUUGGAACACUAUUGAUGAGUAUGCCGUUUUGAUGAAUGACUUAUUUAUCUUACAGCCACGAUAUCUCAGGCAGAAGCUUGGUUCCCUCGAGAAAACAAACUGAAGAGAGGUGCCGGGGUUGGCAGGUUCAAUGCUGAUCGUUCACCCUUCAUUGGAUGGUCGUCAACGGUUGGAGAUGCCCUUGCUUCCUACAGAGAAUUGUAUGGAAGGCACAAGCCUUUUCUUUUCCGUAAUAAUGAACAAAUAGAAGAUGCAGAAACAACAUUUUGGAAACAAAAUUAACAAUCGUCAUCGAUAGUUGUGUGCGGUGAUACAAACAGUAUAAGUGGAUUCACUUGUCUGAUCUUUCCAAGUUGGUUCUAAAAUUGCUCCAAUCCUUGUUA
Molecule: messenger RNA, 2414 nt
Organism: Phragmites australis (common reed)
Lineage: Eukaryota; Viridiplantae; Streptophyta; Magnoliopsida; Poales; Poaceae
Exons: 10
Coding region: 68-1741 (557 amino acids)
Biological process (GO): RNA processing
Source: RefSeq, a predicted model, not a curated record